Messenger RNA from Bemisia tabaci, 2056 nucleotides. RefSeq lists its product as uncharacterized. The record is from RefSeq and is a predicted model, not a curated record. Lineage: Eukaryota; Metazoa; Arthropoda; Insecta; Hemiptera; Aleyrodidae.
UUUGUUUCGCUUGAGAAAAUUAAUACUUCCCUACCGUAAUUCUUAUCUCUAUUCAUGGUAAAUAAUGGCAGUUGUGAAAGAGGAAAAACCUGAAGUCUUUUUCGAAGAAAAUGAAACCGACAUCUUUGAGGAUGAUGACAUUGUUAGUGAAUUGAUAGGUUGCUCCGGAGAGGAAUCAACAUCCAGUACUGUUCUGAAGUACAUUCUCAAUAUAAAUGAGGCCUUCAACCUGUCUUCUGAAGACAUCGAUCUACUGAAGCGUAUUAAAAACCGAUUAGAUGACACUUGUGUACCUUUAGAUGCCCAAGAGCGCUUGACCAGGAUUAACAUUAAAAUCGACUGGACUGUUCCUGUGCAGCACACAUUGGAGUCAAAUAUCUCUGGUGAGGUAUCAAAUCCUCGCAAUCUACUGAAAGAGUUGAAAAAAAUGAACUUGGAUGUUGAAAUGGAUACUAAUCGGUUCACAGAAGAAGAAGAUAGAUCAAUAGAGGCACGUUGGACGCUUUUUAGCACGGAAUACAAUUUUCCAGACCCAGGCUGCUUUAUUGCGUUUACAAGGUUUGGAGGCUGUCUGCCGAAACACGAAAGAGUGAAAUUUGCUCAAUAUUUAGGCAAGGACCUUCCCAAUAGAUUCCUUUGCUCAAUACUCCACCGAUUUUCCCAGUUGUAUGGGAAAUGGAUUCAAAGAAAGUAUAGCAAAGAAGAAGAUCAACUUUUACUGCACAUUAAAGAGAAAAAUUUCAUUAAGUAUAAAAGUAUUGUUUCGUCUUUAAUGUUGAAUAGAACUUCAAAUUCCGUCAUUACCAGGACUUACAAACUAAGUACUCCGAAAGAAAUUCUCUACGGUAAAGAAAGGCGUAAAUGGCGGGGAUUCAGAGACGACGAACGUCUUAUCAUGUAUUUAAUGCGUAAAACUGGUUCAAAAACAUUAGCCGAUCUGGAGACUAAGACCAUUCAAAUAACUCAUUUCACUGGCGCAGCGAGAAAAUUGCACUGUCAUAUUCUAACUGCCCUCAGCCGAUGGAAGUUCCGUUUGAGCACUCAGCUUUUUGCGUCAGCUCCGCUCUACAAAUAUGAACUCUGCAUCAAGUUAAUCAAAUGGUUAAAAGAGAAAAACUACGGAGACUGGAAUGACAUUGACUGGCCAGAACUCUGCAGCGACCUACAUAACUGCCAGAAAAACUUUUUAGCCGCUCUUUUCCGAAGUAUCAUCACGAAAUUUGAUGCCUAUUAUCGCAGUUACCGUUAUGAUUUCAGAAAGUGUAUUAAUUAUCUUUAUGAAACGGCAUUACCCUAUUUUGAAGAUAAACUCUCAAGUGAUAUUAACAUCAACAGGUAUCGCCUAAAUAGAGUUGGAUACUUGGUUGCUGUUCGGUGAAAUUGUGUCUUGUGUGAAGAGACUUUCAACUCUGCCUGUUUGAAAUAGCAGUAAUGAUGGUCAAAAACAAGAUUAUGACGUGUUGCUGUAUGCAAGUUAUGUUUUUACUUUGGUUCAAAUAAGAAAGACCUUUGUUGACUUCAGAGAGAGAAUUACACAUCCACAAGAACAGUUUUCUAAUUUGUUUCAAUUUUCUUCAAGAAAAAUACUAGAAGGGAUGAAUCUGUUUUGUUUUUUGAAAUUUCAUUUUAGAUAUUAUAAUCUCCAAUACGCUUUACAUUUCAGCAUGGAAAAUUUUAACUUUAGAACUACUUUGAGAGAUUUUUCAACAGCUGAACAUCCUAUAAUUUCAAAUUGUUUUGCUAGAAGCUCAGGACUUUUGGAAGUUUUUUUUUUUUUUUUUCUGUCAGGGCUGUUGCAUAACUCUUAUCUUUAUUAAGGACUAACUGUCUUGUGUAAGAGUUUGUUUAAAAAGUUACGAAUCAAUGAUUACUGCACAAUUUGCCAUAACUAGAUCUUUUAUUUUCCUUAAUAUAUUUGACUUCUUGGUGUUUUUUUUACGAACACCCGAUCAUGUAAAAUUCGUCUGUCCGGUUUCUUUUUGUUGUUCAUUGUUUACUUUCCUGUAAUUGUUACUUUCUUAAUUUAUUCUGAGUACAAAAACAUUUUUACAAACAA